Molecule: messenger RNA, 2386 nt
Organism: Spea bombifrons (plains spadefoot toad)
Lineage: Eukaryota; Metazoa; Chordata; Amphibia; Anura; Pelobatidae
Exons: 8
Coding region: 1-2286 (761 amino acids)
Biological process (GO): regulation of DNA-templated transcription
Source: RefSeq, a predicted model, not a curated record
AUGGAGCACCAAAGGAUAGCGGAGGAGCACAGCACGAUGGACAACAAGAACACCCUGAAGAAGACCAAGUUCGACCUCCGCAUCAUCCACUCGUACCUGGCCAGGGUCUGCGAGGAGAGGGAGCUGCUAAAGAUCCCAGUGGAGGAGCUCGAUGACCACCUCGCCAACUUCAUCUGCACCCACCGCAAGCAGGACGGCUCGGAGUACGAACCGGGCACGCUGCGCGGCAUCUUGGGCAGCCUGGACCGCCACUUCGAGAGGUCGGGCUACCCCUACGCCAUCUACCGAUUCAAGGAGACCAUGUUCCAGAAGACGGUGAAAGCCAUGAAGGAAAAGCAGAGCUACCUGAAGACCAUCGGGAAGGGAAACCACCCCAACCAAGCGGAGCCUCUAACCGAGCGGGAGAUCGAGCUGCUGUACUCCACGGGGACCAUCGGGCUCCACAACCCCAGCGCUCUGCUGCACAUGCUGUUCUUCAACAUCGGUCUCCACUUCAGUUUGCGGACCAUGGAGCAGCACAACCUGAAGUGGGGGGAUAUAACCCUGAAAGCUGACUCCAGGGGGAGGAAGUACCUGGAGCACAUCAAGAAGCUGGCUCCCGGCAGAAGCUCUGGGAAGCUCCAUCCCAACCAGACCAUGAGAAUGCAGAUCUACGAGAGCCCGGAGCAGCCGGAGAGGGACGUGGUGAAAGCCUACGAGAAGUACUCCGUGGAGCGACCGGUUAAGAUGAAAUGUAAGGAUGCCCCCUUCUACCUCACCCCCCAGCCCGACUGCCGACCGGGGUACGCGUGCUGGUUUAAAAACCUCCCCAUGGGGGAGUGCAGGAUCCGCAGCAUCAUGAAAAACCUAAAGGCGGCCGCGGGGCUGUCCCCCGAGAAGAAGAUCACCAACCACAGUCCCAUGAAGACAUCCAACGUGAUGGGCAACGUCCUAUCUCUGAGAAGCAAGACCCGGCGAGACCGCCGCUCCAUGAACAACGGCAGCAAUGGCCAUGCGUCGGUGAAUGAGGCAGGCCCGGUGCUGUCCAGCCCCCCUUCCCCCGGGGCUGUUCUCAUUGUCCCCAUUGUUCUCUUCCCUAUUGUUAAGUUGAUGUUUAUGGUCCCGGCAGCUGUUUGUAAGGAUGUGGGGGGGACCUUAAGAGCAGAUCCGGACUCCUUCGGCCUCGAUGACGUUUCGGAUGCGGACGCCCAGUACGGUAGCCGGAGCGGCGCGUCGCGCAGUAGACUCCCGCGUUCUAGGCUCUGUUCAUCUGGCUUCAGCCUCAACAAGAAGAUUAAAGAUGAAUGGGACAUGGAGCCAGAAACCCCCCUGAGCCCCGGGCCAGAUUCUGGGGAGAAGAACUUGUACGAGGGUCAGGUGUCGGUGGCGUUCCACGACGUGGCGGCCUACUUCUCGGCCGAGGAGUGGGGUUUGCUGGAGGACUGGCGGAAGGAGCUGUAUAAGAACGUGAUGAAGGAGAUCCACGCGGCUCUCCGGGCCAUGGGCUACACCAUAGAGAAUUCAGACGUUCUGCUGAAGAUUAAAGAGCGGGAUCCUGGCAGAAAGAGCCCGAGCGAGGACAAGUCUGCCCCGAGCACCGGCUUCAGCCCGGAUAUCUUGCUGAGGAUUAAGAACGAUGACGUUUCGGACUGGAAGGAUUUGGAGGUGCCGGAGAAGGAGGUGGAGGAGAUGGACACGUCAAGUCUGCCGGUGUUUGACCCGGACCUUUCCUUGUGGGUCUUCCGAGAGGAGCAGGAUCUGAGUUCUUCCGAAGAUGCGAAGGACCAGGUGCUGCCCGGUGAUCCAGACGAAGGAGCCCACGCUUUGCACUCCAUCCCCUCCCCGUUUAAGGAGCCCGCCCCGGACAUGUCCACCAUGUACAACCCCAUCUACUCCGAGGUUCCCCGUCCUGGAAAAAGGAAGAGGCGCCCUCCUCAGAGAAGGAGCACCGAGCAGAGCCGGCACGCGGAUGACGGGGGCCUCGCCGACUGUCAGGAGGAUGCCAAGCACCGGCUCGUGUGCCAGAACCCCGGCCUGCUGGACCAGUCGGACUGGAUGCCCCACGAGAAGGUUUACCAGUGCGACCUCUGCGACCGGAGCUUCAGCGACCGGUCCAUCCAGGUGAAGGCGCCCGUGCCGGGGAUGGCCCUCCCGUGCCCUCAGUGCGGCGGCACCCUUAACCUGCACCCCCUCUUUAACCGCUCCGCCUGCACCGAGAUCGAGGCGAACUUUGCCCAGACGUUCCGCUUUACCGACGGCCCCGGGGAUUCCGGUUACCCUCAUCCCAUGCAAGGACCGGUGGGGUGAGCGCGGAGCGCCGGCCGCCGCGGUAUCCACACUGGAUUUUAUUUAUUGACUCUUUUUUAAGGUUUUUAACUCCGUUUCCACCAAAGCCGAGCGGAUUAAA